Messenger RNA from Dermacentor albipictus, 2112 nucleotides. RefSeq names its product 4-trimethylaminobutyraldehyde dehydrogenase A-like. Gene Ontology annotation, molecular function: aminobutyraldehyde dehydrogenase (NAD+) activity; 4-trimethylammoniobutyraldehyde dehydrogenase (NAD+) activity. Lineage: Eukaryota; Metazoa; Arthropoda; Arachnida; Ixodida; Ixodidae. The record is from RefSeq and is a predicted model, not a curated record.
GUGUCGAUGCACUGAAAAACGCAGUAGCCCGCCUGGUUUGGUCUGAGCGGUUUGUUGGUGCUGAUUUCCAGUUUACUUACGUCUUCCGUGGCCCCUUAUUUGAACAGGGCUUAACAUUAUCGGUGUUCUGUGGGCUUAAUUGCUGCUAACAGAAGCAGUGACACUUGCGUGUAUCGCGCGUCUUGCCAUUGGUCUUGCGUGUGAUAUAUGGUUGCCAUGGUUUCCAUUUAAUCUGUAUCGCGGCGAUCGCACCGGUCAUGCCCUCGGUCGUGCUUCGGCCGCCCCAGCUCGUGUAAAACACGUGAAAUGUUCGCGAAAACCAUGCGCUGUAGCAAGCGCUCACUCUACGUUGAACCACAUAACUUUAUCGCUGGCAAGAAAGUUGCCGCCGCGGAUCCCGUCGGGGAAAUCAAGGUACUGCAACCAGCGACAGGCAAAGUACUGUGUCACGUAUCGUCCUCCGGACCGAAAGAUGUGGACAAAGCAGUUUCUGCAGCCAAGAAGGCAUUUGAACGGUGGUCAGCGCUCUCCCAUGGGGAGCGUGGAAAAUUUCUCACGGCCAUCGCACAAAAAGUCAGAGAAAGGCAUCAGGAAAUUGCUGAGAUUGAAAUGAUUGACACAGGGAAGCCCAUAUGGGAAGCUCUUGUUGACAUUGACGGCUGUGCCGACGUGCUCGAGUACUAUGGUGGCAUCGCAGCAUCAAUAAAAGGUCAGCAGUUCGAUCUGCCCGGAGGAAGCUUUGCCAUGGUGCGUCGUGAGCCACUUGGUGUGGUGGCAGCCAUUGGUGCGUGGAACUACCCAUUCCAGGUGAUGUCUUGGAAAAUGGCACCUGCACUCGUCUGCGGCAAUACCUUUGUCUUCAAGCCAUCGCCCCUGACACCCCUGUCAGCCAUCUUGCUGUCCGAGAUCUGCCGCGACGUCGGUUUGCCUGACAGUGUCGUCAAUCUUGUCCAGGGCGAGGGCAAGACAGGUGAGCUGUUGUGCGAGCACCCGGAUGUGGCCAAAGUGAGUUUCACGGGUAGCAUAGCUACUGGGCAGGCCAUCAUGCGCCGCUGUGCUGACUCAAUGAAGCGCUGUACCCUUGAGCUGGGGGGCAAGUCCCCGCUAAUUGUCUUUGCUGAUGCAUCACCCACUGAAGCUGUGAAGGCUACGUUGCUGGGCAACUUUCUAACACAAGGGGAGGUGUGCAGCAAUUGCACCCGGGUCUUUGUAGAAAAGCCACUGCUGGAAGAGUUUCUGGAUCAGCUGGUGAAGGCAACCAAGAAGCUCAAAAUCGGUGACCCCUCCGACCCAGCAACCACUGUGGGUGCAACCAUCAGCGCCGAGCAUGCAGCACGGGUCCAGUCCUACAUCGAAGGCGCUAAAAAGGAGGGAGCACGUGUGCUGUGUGGUGGGGAGCGGGUGACUCCUGCCAGCCAAGACCUAUCUGGCGGUUUCUACCUCAGCCCCUGUGUGCUAGCCGACUGCACCGACAGCAUGAGAGUCAUGCAAGAGGAGGUGUUUGGUGCAGUAGUCAGCGUCUCGGCAUUUGAGACCGAGGAAGAAGCUCUGCGCCGAGCCAAUGGCAGCCCCUUUGGACUGGCUGCUGGCGUCAUGACUAAAGACCUGAGGAGAGCCCACCGAGUAGCAAAGAAGCUUCAAGCAGGCAUCGUGUGGAUAAACAACUACAAUGUGUUCCCACCAGAGGUGCCCUUUGGAGGGUACAAGAUGUCGGGAUACGGACGAGAAAACGGCCUGGCAGCUUUGCAAGCCUACUCUCAGGAGAAAACAAUCUAUGUGGAAAUGGGUGACAGUGUGGACUGUCCACUUUACAAGUUGUGAAUGCAGCUGAAUCAGGCUCAUGCAGUUGCAUUUUCCCAGACAUUACAGAUGGCUUGUGGAGGUUCAAUGCACUGCGCACGUCCUUGCAUCCUGGUGAUCCAACAUUUCAGAUUGUGGCCCAGUUGAUAGAAUCCCAAGCAAUUUGAAUGAAAUAACCUGUUCUUUAAUUAAGAUAAUGCACAAUAAAUCGUGCAGGAGUGCCCAGCAGUGUUAUAAUUUUUUAUUGUCUGUAAAUAAAAGUGCUAAGACAAGUUGAACGGUAAUUAUUAAAUUGACAUUUUCCCUUUGGCA